GGUGAAACUGCUCAUAAGAGAGCAAGAUAUUUCACAUGGAUAACAACACGAACAUAUAACAUGAAUGGCCGAAACUGUUGGACUAUAAAUGACUGGUGUGACAUAUGAGCACUGCCCGAAGGAGGGAGAGAUGAACAUAGAAGUCAGUCCCAUCCCAAAGCUGGACCCAGUCGCAGAGGUCUUCCCAUGGAAUGAGUUCUCCUACACAGCCCGUCUGAGCCCCACAGAGCCCCACGACACAGACGGAUGGCUCUCCGCUCUGCCUGCCUUCCACAAUCAUCAUCCACCCUAUCCCAUCUGUGAGAGAAUGCACCAGAGAGGCACCCAAUGCUCUGCUCCAGAGGAGAGCGGCAAGACCGCCACAGACCCUGGAGAGGCUCAGCUGGACUUCUACCGUAAACUGGGCUACUCCCCAGCGCAGGUCCAGACCGUGCUGCAGAAGUUUGGCCUGAACACAGACACUAACAGGAUUCUGGGGGAGCUGGUGCAGACUGGAGCCAGCCCAGAAGGGAUGGAGAAGGAGGGAGCCCCAACUACCAUGUCUGUCCUGGUUGCUAGAGGGGAGACCCUUAGUAGCCUGCCCCUCACCCCUUCACCAAUUUGGGAGGAUGCAGCCAGUGAGGAGGAAGAUGACCUGAAACCCAUAGUGAUCGAUGGGAGUAAUAUGGCUAUGAGCCACGGGAACAAGGAAGUGUUUUCCUGCCUGGGAAUCCAGCUGGCUGUGAACUUCUUCCUGGACAGGGGUCAUACUGAUAUCACUGUGUUUGUUCCCUCAUGGAGGAAGGAGCAGCCCAGACCAGAUGUCCCCAUCACAGAUCAACACAUUUUGCGUGAGCUGGAGAGAAAGAAAAUCAUGGUGUUCACCCCUUCGCGGCGUGUAGCGGGCAGACGUGUGGUCUGCUACGAUGAUCGCUUCAUCGUCAAGCUGGCGUACGAGUCAGACGGUGUCAUCGUAUCCAACGACACAUACCGUGACCUUCAGGGCGAGAGACAGGAGUGGAAGCGCUUCAUCGAGGAGAGGCUGCUCAUGUUCUCGUUCGUCAAUGACAAGUUCAUGCCCCCUGAUGACCCCCUGGGUCGCCAUGGUCCCACCCUGGAGAACUUUCUACGGAAGGUUCCUCGGUUACCACGCAAACAGCCAUGUCCUUACGGAAGGAAAUGCACUUAUGGAAUAAAGUGUAAAUUCUACCACCCGGAGCGAGUCAACCAAUCCAAUCGCUCUUUGGCUGACGAGCUGCGGGAGAAGGCCAAGCUGCCCUUGUCACAACAGAAACACCCCACCACAGGUCCUGGACUUGCCUAUGGCCUUUCACUGGAGGAGCAGAUGGCUCAGAAACUGACCCUAGAACAGUGGAAUGGCUCCUUGAAGAAAGGCCUCACCAGUGAGAAUGUUCUCCUUCUCAAGGGAGGCCAUCGCUCCAGCUGGACGUCUCCAGCUAAGAAGGCCAGCACCAACCGACAUUCCCUGACCGACCUGGACUCGGCCCUGGCCAGUGGCUCUCAAGAGAGGCUAGAUUCUGGGCUGGGAUCCUUCGAGAGGCAGGCAUCUGACCCCUCUAGAAACCACUGUGAUCACUAUAGCAACGCUGGGUACAGGAAUUACCAGUCAAAGUCCGCCCCCAGUAUGAAACAACAACGCUAUUCUCUCCCUAGCGACCUGCCUUGUAACUGCUGCUCCCAUGCUCCUCAGCCUUCAGGCCCCAGUGCAGGAUACCAACAACACCACAGCCCACACCAUAGCAUGGGCCCAGCCAGCACCCACAACCCAGACAUGAUGACCUACUACCCCCCUUGUUACCCCAACUAUGGAACACCAAUGUAUCCAGUUAGUAUGCAUCAGUAUAGCCACCCCAGUGACUUCCAACAGCAGGGCAGGGUCCACCGUUCACAGCAGACCUUCUGGUCGGACCCGUUUGGAACUUAUCCUCAGACUCUCCAUUGCAUUGCUCAGGUGGAGCAGCAGAGACACGGGUCCCCUGCCCGGACACAGCCGAGCCCCCAUGGGGAGUGCAGGGAGAGGGAGGACGGCAGGGAGAGGGAGGAUGUCAGGAAGAAGCUGCUGGCCAUCUUUAACGGCCGUCUGGUGGACAGGGCCAUGGACAUGUUCCCCCAUCUCAUGGACCCACAGAGACUGGCUGCUGAGAUCCUCACCCUGAGAUCCUCUCAGGGCCUGUGAUUGGCUCGUUGCUCUGAGAUGGAGGGAUUUGUAGUUUUUUUCAGUUGAAAGAGUCUCUCUUGAAAAAAUGUCCAAGCUACUAUAAAGAUCAAUGUUUCCCUAAGGUGGAAACACAGAUCUUCCUACUGUAUUUGCUUUGCCAAAUGUGUUCUUGCCAAGUGUUUCAGGAACUAGGUCGCUUAUAUUGCCUCGAACAUAAAACCGGAGGCAAUUGAUUGUUGAUGCAAGUUGUAUCUAUUUAAUAAAUCUUUCUAGACCCUCGAGUGUAUUCGAUGGGUAAAAGUAAUGUAUUUGAGGAGCAAUAUUCUUACAGAAUGCAUGUACAGUGGGGCAAAAAAGUAUUUAGUCAGCCACCAAUUGUGCAAGUUCUCCCACUUAAAAAUAUGAGAGAGGCCUGUAAUUUUCAUCAUAGGUACACUUCAACUAUGACAGACAAAAUUCAAAUUUUUUCUCCAGAAAAUCACAUUGUAGGAUUUUUAAUUAAUUUAUUUGCAAAUUAUGGUGGAAAAUAAGUAUUUGGUCAAUAACAAAAGUUUAUCUCAAUACUUUGUUAUAUACCCUUUGUUGGCAAUGACAGAGGUCAAACGUUUUCUGUAAGUCUUCACAAGGUUUUCACACACUGUUGCUGGUAUUUUUGGCCCAUUCCACCAUGCAGAUCUCUAGAGCAGUGAUGUUUUGGGGCUAUUGCUGGGCAACAUGGACUUUCAACUCCCUCCAAAGAUUUUCUAUGGGGUUGAGAUCUGGCUAGGCCACUCCAGGACCUUGAAAUGCUUCUUACGAAGCCACUCCUUCGUUGCCCGGGCGGUGUGUUUGGGAUCAUUGUCAUGCUGAAAGACCCAGCCACGUUUCAUCUUCAAUGCCCUUGCUGUUGGUAGGCUUUGUUACUUUGGUCUCAGCUCUCUGCAGGUCAUUCACUAGGUCCCCCCGUGUGGUUCUGGGAUUUUUGCUCACCGUUCUUGUGAUAAUUUUGACCCCACGGGGUGAGAUCUUGCGUGGAGCCCCAGAUCGAGGGAGAUUAUCAGUGGUCGUGUAUGUCUUCCAUUUCCUAAUAAUUGCUCCCACAGUUGAUUUACAUUUACAUUACAUUUACAUUACAUUUAAGUCAUUUAGCAGACGCUCUUAUCCAGAGCGACUUACAAAUUGGUGCUUUCACCUUUUUCUUCAAACCAAGCUGCUUACCUAUUGCAGAUUCAGUCUUCCCAGCCUGGUGCAGGUCUACAGUUUUGUUUCUGGUGUCCUUUGACAGCUCUUUGGUCAUAGUGGAGUUUGGAGUGUGACUGUUUGAGGUUGUGGACAGGUGUCUUUUAUACUGAUAACAAGUUCAAACAGGUGCCAUUAAUACAGGUAACGUGUGGAGGACAGAGGAGCCUCUUAAAGAGGAAGUUACAGGUCUGUGAGAGCCAGAAAUCUUGCUUGUUUGUAGGUGACCAAAUACUUAUUUUCCACCAUAAUUUGCAAAUAAAUAAAUAAAAAUCCUACAAUGUGUGUUUCUGGAUUUUUUUCCCUCAUUUUGUCUGUCAGUUGAAGUGUACCUAUGAUGAAAAUUACAGGCCUCUCAUCUUUUUAAGUGGGAGAACUUGCACAAUUGGUGGCUGACUAAAUACUUUUUUGCCCCACUGUACAUAGGCCUUAGGGCACUAUUAUAGACAAAUGUUUCAAGAUUAAUUAUGACAUAAAGAGUAUUAUCGGCACAGUGUGCCAUAAUGGUGGUCACAGCUAACUGUCUAGUAUGGUCUAAUACGGUAGUGAAGUAGAUGCUCUAUGGGUCAAGUUCAUUGAAGAACAUUAAUGUCCAGAGAAGAAGUAUAAUUGCAUUCUUAAUUUAAAAAAAAUACCUCUAUAAUACAAAAACAUACAAAAUAGAUCUAAAGUCAAUAGAUAUAGACCAGUAUAAUAUUUUUUGCCAUUUCUAGUAUCUACUUUGUAUUCAUUAUGUGUGCAGCAAUGUGAGAGCAGAUGGCUUGUGUAUUAUUGUUAUAAUUUCAAAUCGUUGUUCAGUGCCCUGCUACAAUGCAUUCAGAAAGUAUUUAGACCCCUUCCCCUUUUCCACAUUUUGUUGCGUUACAGCCUUACUCUAAAAUGGAUUAAAUAAAAUAUUUUUCUCAUAAAUCCACACACAAUACCCCAUAAUUACAGAUCAAAAACAGGUUUCUAGAAAAUUGUGCAAUUUAUUUUUUUUAAACCCAUAAAGCAGAAAUACUUUAUUUACAUCAGUAUCCAGACCCUUUGCUAUGAGAUUCGCAAUUGAGUUCAGGUGCAUCCUGUUUCCAUUGAUUAUCCUUGAUGUUUCUACAACUUGAUUGGAGUCCACUUGUGGUAAAUUCAAUUGAUUGGAUAUGAUUUGGAAAGGCACAUACCUCUCUAGAUAAGGUCCAACAGUUGAGCAUGUCAGAGCAAAAACCAAGCCAUGAGGUCAACGGAAUUGUCCAUAGAGCUCCGAGACAGGAUUGUGUCGAGGCACAGAUUUGGGGAAGGGUACCAAAAAAUGUCUUUAGCAUUGAAGGUCCCCAAGAACACAGUGGCCUCCAUCAUUUUCCAAUGGAAGUAGUUUGGAACCACCAAGACUUCCUAGAGAUGGUCGCCCCUGUCAAACUAAACAAUCGGGGGAGAAGGGCCUUGGUCAGGGAGGUGACCAAGAACCCGAUGGUCACUCUAACAGAGUUCCUCUGUGGAGAUGGGAGAACCUUCCAGAAGGACAACCAUCUCUGUAGCACUCCACCAAUCAAGUCUUUAUGUUAGGGUGGCCAGACGCAAACCACUCCUCAGUAAAAGGCACAUGACGGCCCUCUUGGAGUUUGCCAAAAGGCACCUAAAAACAAUUUUCUCUGGUCUGAUGAAACCAAGAUUGAAGUCUUUAGCCUGAAUGCCAAGCUUAACGUCUGGAGGAAUCCUGGUACCAUCCCUACGGUGAAGCAUGGUGGUGGGAGCAUCAUGCUGUGGGGAUGUUUUUCAGUGGCAGGGACUGGGAGACUAGUCAGGAUCCAGAGAAUGAUGAAUGGAGUAAAGUACAGAGAGAUCCUUGAUGAAAACCUGCUCCAGAGCACUCAGGACCUCAGACUGGGGCGAAGGUUCACCUUCCAACAGGACAACAACCCUAAGCACAAUGCCAAGACAACGCAGGAGUGGCUUCGGGACAAGGCUGUAAUCACUGCCAAAGGUGAUUCAACAAAGUAGAGAGUAAACGGUCUGAAUACUGUUGUAAACUUUAUUUUUAAUAUAUUUGCAAAAAUUCUGAAACACUUUUUGCUUUGGCGUUGUGGCGUAUCUUGUGUACAGUAGAUUGAUGAGGGGGGAAAAAACGGUUUAAUCAAUUUUAGAAUAAGGCUGUAACGUAACAGAAUGUGGGGUCUGAAUACUUUCCGAAUGCACUGUGUGUGUUCAUUAUCUGCCAAGGGAGUGUUUUUCUUUUCUUCAGUGUGCAUGGCGUUGUGGUGUGAAUACAAGCAAUUAAUAAUUUCAGUUUUCGUAUCAAGACGUGAGAUGGGUUAGAUCAUGCACUGUGUGACUAAGUAGCAACACAGAGACACGAAGUGGUGAACAGCCAAAACAGAUGGAAUCUGAUGUGGAGUAUCAGAAUUAAAUGUUAUAAAUUAGUCUGUGAAAGUUUAUCUCCCCAACUGUUUAUAAUGUUUUAGACAAAGCUUUACAGAUGAAACAUGAUGUGACAAUGGAUAAUAUGUAGGAAAGUUAUUUAGUUUUGUCACAGUUUUGGUAGUGGUACUGAUAAGCUUUCAUCUUUUGGGGGAGUUGUAAGUCUUUCUACUGCAAAACUUCUGUUGUGACUCACUGUGCUGGGAGCUGUUCAUACCUGCUAUUCACUGCUAUUAUUACUGAUGGGAAAAUAUAAUAGUUAUUUUGAGAAUAAGGAAAUUCACCAAACUGCUGUUGUGGGUUUAAUAAAUUCAUGACUCAUUUUGAGGGAA
Oncorhynchus nerka (sockeye salmon) is the source of this 6099-nucleotide messenger RNA. RefSeq names its product ribonuclease ZC3H12A-like. The coding region runs from base 89 to 2176 and encodes 695 amino acids. Gene Ontology annotation, biological process: 3'-UTR-mediated mRNA destabilization. The record is from RefSeq and is a predicted model, not a curated record. The transcript has 6 exons. NCBI's taxonomy places the organism in Eukaryota, Metazoa, Chordata, Actinopteri, Salmoniformes, Salmonidae. Gene Ontology annotation, cellular component: cytoplasmic ribonucleoprotein granule; nucleus. Gene Ontology annotation, molecular function: metal ion binding; RNA endonuclease activity; mRNA binding.